AUGUGCUGUACGACACUUCAUCUGCAGUCGGCACUGUAUCAUUUACUCUAAACAUUUAACUCGUGAAAACGCUUUCCGUGUAUAUUUUCUACUGAAGCAAUGGAGAGUCCAGGACGAGGUGCUGACGUGGACGUUGUUGUGGUCGGGGCUGGGCUGGCUGGGCUCACCACCGCCCGUGAGCUCCUCAAGCGAGACGAGGCUUUGAAAAUCGUCAUCAUUGAAGCCAGAGAUCGGGUCGGCGGAAGAACUCUAACUUUACCAGUAAAAGUCAAAGGCGGAAAAGUUGAGUAUUUCGACUUCGGUGCUCAGUGGGUGGGGCCUACGCAGCAUCACGUGUUGAAACUCAUCGAAGAAUUCAAGCUUAAAACUCAUCCUCAGUUUUGCGAGGGCACAAAGCUGAUGCAAAUGACGCGAGGGGAGAUCCAGACGUACGAAGCUGAUCUUCCUACCGUCGGAUCGCCCUGGGCGUACGACGAACAUAAGCGUCUAAUGCAAAAAUUGGAGAAGAUGGCGCAAAUGGUGCGUAUGGACGAUCCGUACGCCAGCCCCCUGGCGCUGCAGCUGACUGGGGUGACGGUGAAGGUGUUCGGGGACCUGCACCUGCAGAGCAGAGCUGCCCGCAGCUACCUCGACCAGAUGUCUAAAGGCUGCUUCGGUGUGGAUGCGGCAUCCAUGCCGAUGUUGUUCUUCCUGGCAUACGCCAAUGCGGCGGGGGGCGUGGAGCCGCUCUUCGGCCUUAAGGACGCUGCUCAGGACUGCGGAGUACAGGGCGGGACGCAACAGCUGAGCAAGCGCUUAGCUCUGCUGGUUGGUCACGAGAAAAUUUUGCUGUCGCAUGCGGUGGUGGCUGUGAGACAGGACAGCGAGUCGAGGAACGUGCUUGUUGAAUGCAGGCAAGUUGACGACAAAACGAAUGAAAUCGUGGGUGAUUUGAAACGAUUCACGUGUAAAAAAGUCGUGAUUACGACUCCACCUCGACUCACCACGAAAAUCACCUUCACUCCUGAGCUUCCGGUGCUCAAGAAGGAACUGUAUGACAACAUGCGCAUGGGCCAUCUCUACAAGUUCCUGGUUACGUACGAACAGCGACACUGGUGCAACAAAGGCUUCAGUGGAGAAUAUUUCUCUAACGGAGGACACAAACUGAACGUGGAGUGCAGCACGGGACCGAUACUCGAGGUUUAUGACGUCACCACACCAACAGGGGCUCCCGCCAUCGUCGGGUUCUUGGGGGGUCGUCAGUCGCUUGAGUUGAGGCAGAAGUCGAAGCAGGAGCGGGGGAUGGCCGUGAUAGAAGGAUUAGUUCUGGCUUUUGGCCCUGAGAUGCGUGCGUACAUCGCGUACGAGGACAAGAUGUGGGGCGACGACCCCUGGGCAGGCGGUUGCCCGUGUGCGUACGCCGCCCCCGGCGACUACCACGCCUGGCCGCAUAUACGCACACCACACGGAGACGUGCACUUCGCGGGGACGGAGACGGCGACGGUGUGGAUGGGGUACAUGUCGGGGGCGAUACAGUCAGGAGAGCGCGCCGCCUGCGAGGUGCUGGCUGACCUGCGACCACAACUCGUGUCACAGGCUGAGGCUCUGCAGGCCAGAGACGCGAGAAACGUGAGAGGACAGUUUCUUCUGGAACCAGAGGAUGUCGUCAUUGGAAAAUCUUCUCUAUAAUCAAACAAUUUCCUCAAAUCGAAGCAAUUAUAUGAUGUGGUGUUCAACUGUUGAAUGAUUUAUAGUUAUGAUUGGUUGAUACAUUUGUAUUCAUGAGUUAUUAUAGUAAAUUCGGUGUACAGUC
Molecule: messenger RNA, 1792 nt
Organism: Hyalella azteca
Lineage: Eukaryota; Metazoa; Arthropoda; Malacostraca; Amphipoda; Hyalellidae
Gene: shps
Product: probable flavin-containing monoamine oxidase A
Exons: 12
Coding region: 100-1668 (522 amino acids)
Molecular function (GO): oxidoreductase activity
Source: RefSeq, a predicted model, not a curated record